Messenger RNA from Eublepharis macularius, 5154 nucleotides. It is a transcript of the gene GRK6, whose product is annotated as G protein-coupled receptor kinase 6. The coding region runs from base 46 to 1773 and encodes 575 amino acids. Gene Ontology annotation, molecular function: G protein-coupled receptor kinase activity; ATP binding. The transcript has 16 exons. Gene Ontology annotation, cellular component: cytoplasm; plasma membrane. Gene Ontology annotation, biological process: regulation of signal transduction; signal transduction; protein phosphorylation. Lineage: Eukaryota; Metazoa; Chordata; Lepidosauria; Squamata; Eublepharidae. The record is from RefSeq and is a predicted model, not a curated record.
CGACGGGGGCAGCACUCGGAACGGCGCGGCGCCCCGGGCGGGCCCAUGGAGCUCGAGAAUAUUGUGGCCAACACAGUGCUGUUGAAGGCGCGCGAGGGUGGAGGAGGGAACCGAAAGGGCAAAAGCAAGAAAUGGCGCCAAAUGUUGCAGUUUCCACACAUCAGCCAAUGUGAAGAUCUUCGGCAUACAUUGGAGCGGGACUACCACAGUUUGUGUGAGAAGCAGCCCAUUGGGCGUCUGCUCUUCCGGCAGUUCUGUGAAACCCGGGUGGAGCUGAUGCGCUGUGUCAAGUUCCUGGAUGCCUUGGCAGAGUACGAAGUAACUCCUGAUGAAAAACGGAAGGAGUGUGGGCAGUCCCUCAUUGAGACGUACCUGACCCCUAAGAGUGCAGACCAUGUGCCUGAAGUUCCCUCACAGUUAGUAAAUCUAUGCUCAGAGCGACUGGAACAGGAACCAUGUAAAGAGCUCUUUAAGGAAUCUACCAAACUCAUCCACGACUAUCUGAGUGUAGCACCUUUUGCUGACUACCUUGACAGCAUCUAUUUCAAUCGUUUUCUGCAAUGGAAAUAUCUGGAAAGGCGGCAUGUGACCAAGAACACUUUCCGCCAAUAUCGUGUACUAGGAAAGGGAGGCUUUGGAGAGGUAUGUGCUUGCCAAGUACGAGCUACUGGAAAGAUGUAUGCCUGCAAAAAGCUUGAGAAGAAGCGAAUAAAAAAGAGAAAAGGGGAAGCCAUGGCUUUGAAUGAGAAGCGGAUACUGGAGAAAGUGAACAGUAGGUUUGUAGUGAGUUUGGCCUAUGCAUAUGAAACUAAAGAUGCUCUCUGCUUGGUCUUGACCCUCAUGAAUGGAGGGGACCUCAAGUUCCAUAUCUACCACAUGGGAGAAGCAGGCUUUGAGGAGCCACGAGCUGUUUUCUAUGCAGCUGAAAUCUGCUGUGGUUUGGAAGACCUUCAUCAUGAGAGGAUAGUAUACAGGGACCUGAAGCCUGAGAACAUCUUGCUGGAUGACCAUGGUCACAUCCGCAUUUCUGAUCUUGGGCUGGCUGUUGAAGUUCCGGAAGGACAGACGAUCAAAGGUCGGGUGGGAACAGUUGGCUACAUGGCUCCUGAGGUAGUAAAGAAUGAGCGGUAUACAUUCAGCCCUGAUUGGUGGGCACUAGGAUGCCUGCUUUAUGAGAUGAUAGAGGGGCAGUCUCCCUUCCAGCAACGCAAGAAGAAGAUCAAGCGCGAAGAGGUGGAACGCCUAGUGAAGGAUGUGCAGGAGGAGUACUCGGAAAAGUUCUCACCUGCUUCCCGCUCCCUUUGUUCCAUGCUCCUCUGCAAAGACCCAUUGGAACGGCUGGGCUGUCGUGGUGCUGGUGCCCAAGAGGUUAAAGAGCACCCUCUCUUUAAACAUUUGAAUUUUAAACGGUUGGAAGCAGGGAUGCUAGACCCACCAUUCAAGCCUGAUCCCCAAGCAAUUUAUUGCAAGGAUGUGUUGGACAUUGAGCAGUUCUCCACUGUCAAGGGUGUUGAGCUGGAGCCUGCAGACCAUGAGUUCUACCAUAAGUUUGCAACAGGGAGUGUCUCCAUCCCCUGGCAGAAUGAGAUGAUAGAGACCGAGUGUUUCAAGGAGCUGAAUAUCUUUGGUCCAGAUGGAGCUGUUCCUCCUGACCUGGACUGGAAGGGGCAACAACUUCCCCAACCCAAAAAGGGCCUGCUGCAACGUCUCUUUAGCCGACAGGACUGUUGUGGAAACUGCAGUGAAAGUGAAGAGGAACCCACUCGCCUAUAGGUGUAGCCAAUGCAUCCUUUCUAGGAGCCUGGCCAGGCAGCAAGCUGACUCUGUACAGGAGAUGGGCACUGGUCUGGUUGGCUGGAUAAGUACGAGUUCAUCGUUUCAGGGUGGCUCUACAGAGGAAGCGCUCCAGGACUGGGGAGAACUGGCCCCCUCUGCAGAGGUCUUUGGUGUACUGCCAAAGGAUUAUCCAGCCACAGCACCUCUUCCACAGCAGAGAGACAAUGGCAGGAGCCAGUGAAACAUUCCAGGGCUGGCCCUGGCCUCAGGCCUCCCGCCUGUUAGUCUAUUGGAGUUUGUUUUAUAUAUUUAUAUUGAUAUAUCUUAUGAAUGUAUGUAUAUAAACAUAUACAUUUUUAAUUGUCAAGGAGGGGUCCUUCUGCACUUCUCUCCUGUCCCACCCCUGUGGACAUUGUGCACCAGUAGUGUCUGGGAAACAAAGGAAUUUAGCUCUGGCUCCCAUACAAGUUAUCGGUCCCGUUUACUGGUAAAGAUCAAUAGUGGGAGACGCCAGGGUAGGGCAGCUGCAUUGAAAGAGCAAUCACUACUAGCAUAUCUGGUUUGCAGGGAACAAUUUGGGCCACCCUGUGCAUGCAUGCCCCACCCAACUUGCUGUGCUACCAUAAUCCACUGUGAGACUCCCUUUAGGUAUGUAGACUUGUUUAGGCAACAGACAUUUCUGAGGGUGUUUUCCCGCCUAGAUAGCAGGGUAUGGGUCCUGCCUCUAGACUAUGGUUUAAUGGGAAUCCUAAAGUGCAAGAAUAGCAUGCUGGUUCCUGCCUUUAGUGGGAUGUGCAGUAAUGAAUAGGCAGGAAGAACUCAAGUGGCCCCAUCUCUUUUUGCCUUCUGUCAGGUGCCUCCAUAGGAAUUUCUCUCCUCCCCCACCAAGAAAUGAAGCAAUUCUGCUAUAUGCUCUACUGACGUUUUUCAAAAGGAUGACACUAAAGGGAUCCCCUGUCACCUGUGCCAGUGUGGGAGCAUCCACAUGACCAAGCCUGGAGUAUUGAGCUCUUUGGGCUCUUUGCCAAAGUCCUGCUUCUGUUUCCCUAUGGCAAUCUGUCAUUCUUUUUCAUGGCUGAAAGCCAGGACCUAUGCAGAGCUGUACUUGUGCAUUCACAAAGCUCAGUAGAGUGGUUCUGCUCUGGUGCUGCUCACUCCCCCUACUAAAUGUUCCAGCCUUACCAUUUUCCACUGAUACCGGGUGUGUGCUACUUCAGGCUUCCAGUCAGUUCUCAUCUUCAGGGUGCGUGUGCCUGUGUGUGUACAUGUGCAUGUGCUCAUCUUACCUCAAGGCAGUCAGCCUCAUCUCCCACUUAAUCUGUGGUGUAUCAUGCACUGAUGUUUGGAUUAUUGAAACUCUUUUGAAUUUAACUGUAAAUUUGCUGUGGUACAAAAAUGAAUGCAGUCAGUUGCACCACCAGGUGCUGAGCAGUUUCCUCCUGGUGCUUUCCUCAGUGUGGGGUAUCCACCCGCCUUGCCCCUAAAUUAGAGAUAACAGGUUCUCUUCAGUGCUUUCUGUGUCUGUGAGAUCCUCUGUUACUUGGAUACUACUGUCUGACUACUCUUGACAACCUGUUGUUCAGCUUCUACAUCAUACUUCAUUGUUCCUUCUUUUUCACUGGAACUUCUAGCCAAACAAAUGCUAUUUAGACUUCCUCAGUAUGUGCAUCCUCCCUGUUUUUUCAGUAUUUCUUCUAUUCUUCUUUAAAAAGUUACUGGCCAUUUUAAAAUUUGAAGGUUUUGCUUAGAACAUCAUAUGUGGAUUAUAUUUCUAUCAAAGAGCUGAUUCAUGCUCUUACAUUAAUUUUAGUUUUUUAAAAAAAUUAAAUUUUGAAAAUGGCAAAACAUAAAAAUAAGACAAUCAACAGUGAGAAGCAUGGGCUGAUUUUAAGUGUAAUAGAGAGGCAGAAACGUGCACUAUUUACAAUUGAUGACGACAUAUUCUGUCAUUUAAACUGGAGCCCUUUUAAUAUUAUUUUUAGUUAUCCCUAAGACUUGUUUAAAUUUACAUAUUUCAAAAUGAAACAAAGUUUAUCUUAAGUAUAAGGCUGUUUGAAUUAAUAAAAUCCACAGUGUGUUGCUAGGACAUGUUCUCUUUAAUAUGUUCUUUUUCAUCAACUUUGGAAGUAUAAAAUAUUCUCUACUGUAGUGAAGCAAGCUUUUCUCUUUUUUUAGAAGCUAUUUUUAAAAUGUUCAGACUCCACUAGCGCUCAUGGAAGUUUCAAACAUAAAAGAUUGAUUCUCUGUAGUAGGAAGAAAGGCACAGCAGUCUUGUUGCCAAUGGCAAAUUUUGUAUUUUGACUUGGAAUACAAAUUGAAAACAGAACUAAUCUUUUUGACAAAAUCAAAUCUAGAGCAAGAAGCCAUUGGAUCUCUCUGCCCUGUGUUGCUUCUUGGCAGUCCCAUCAGUAAAGCAGAACCAAACGUUGCCCCAUUAUUGCACGUUUAUCUGGCUUAAAGCUGCAGUCCUGUAAUGGAGAGCUGAGAGUGGCUUUCCUGUACAUGCUAUUUGCAAAAUCUGGAUGGGAACAACGUACCCUUGAGGUUAGGAGCAGCUGGGGCUAGUUCACCAAAGGUGGACUGGGAAGUUUUGGCCUAGGUGCAAGUCAAGCUGAGUGCCCCUAACUCAGUACUGUAGGAGCAUGCUCAGUUCUGGCCAGCAGUAUUAGUAAGGGGCAUCACCUCACCCAUUGAUGCCUCCUCUGCCACAACUGAGAGUGUGUCAGGAGAAGACAGUGGGCAAGUUGAUGCCAAUUAUUGUUACUGCUGAAAGGUAUGAGCUGUGUGAAACCCCCCACCCCCCCGGCCACACUGGCAGAGCUGCUGGGACUUUGCUCCACCUUCUCCUGGCUGCCAGUGUGGCCUGCCUUUUAAGGCAGAAGACCACUUGGAACUUAUCCUGAUAAGAUAAAUGCUUACUCAUUCGUAGAAGGAUCUGUAGUGCAAGAACUCCAGUGUGACUUGUCAACUUCAAUCUAUUCUUGCUUCUUCAUGGUCUAAUUCUGCAUUCCAGUCUUUUUUUUUUCCUUAGGCUGUACAGUAUGUUUUCCCCACUCAUUUAAAGAAAUAUCUAUCUUUCUGUCUUCAUCGGCUUGAGCUGAUCUGUAUUAUCAUGUCUGUGGACCGCUAUAUUCUAUGUCUAGCUUCCAUUUCUCUUUUGCCUCUGCAGCUGGCUUUGCUUUGCAGCAGUGAAUUGAUACAUGUAGAAUGAUGAUACCAUGUGAUGUACCAUACCAGAUGUACCUAGGAAACAAUUUGGAAAUUGGGCAGGCUACUGCCUACCUACACUGCUCAGGCAAGACUGUUUCUAGAACUUUUUCUCCCUCCCUCUUCUCUACCAACUCUUUUCUUUCAAGUGGGACUGUGGGAAUAAAAGGA